AUGGCAGAACUACUCAACAAAAUCGGAGACAUUGAGGUGCGCCACAAAAGAACACUCUCGGAGGACACAUACACCGAACUGCUGGGACUACGGAGGCAGUUACAGGCACUGCUGCUCAAGAAACACUACCGACAAAGAUUGAAGGCCUUCUACUAUAUUCACACAAACAAAGGCGGCAAACUCCUAGCCCGCAUGCUUAGGGGACAGCAAACACAUGCGCAAGUCCAUAAGCUGAAAAUAGCGGGCAGACGAACGACCAUAGCACACGAAUUCCGCUCCUACUACACACAACUAUACAACUUGCACCAACAGCCCCCCAACAGACACUAA
Messenger RNA from Pelobates cultripes (western spadefoot toad), 330 nucleotides. Lineage: Eukaryota; Metazoa; Chordata; Amphibia; Anura; Pelobatidae. The record is from the annotation of a GenBank genome assembly.